AUGUCGGACGAGGAAGAGUAUGACUUUGAUUACAGCGAUGAAGAUGAAGACAUGGAAGACGCUGAAACUGCCGAUUUAUACGUGCAAAUUGAAAAUGUUUAUUACUCAGCAAAACAAUUGCUAGAAGGUGACCAACCUCAUCGACAAGAGGCAGUGGAUGCACUUGCGAAGGUGUUGACAUUACAGAAUGGAGAGACUGACUGGGGUUUUAAAGCGCUUAAACGAAUUGUCAAGCUUUUGUUUGAAUUACAACGUCAUGAUGAAGCUAUGCGGAGGUACGAAGAGUUACUGGGCUACACAAAGACAGCAGUGACACGUAAUGUGGGAGAGAAAGGAAUUAAUAGUAUUUUAGAUUUCGUCUCGACUAGCAAGAAUUGGGAGAUUCUGCAGCAAUUCUAUGAGACAACAUUAGAGACGCUGAAGGAGGCACGGAAUGAGAGAUUAUGGUUCAAAACGAGUGUAAAAUUAGGCAAUUUGUUGUACGAGAUUGGAGACUUUACGAGACUUAGAAAGAUUAUUAAGGAAUUACUGGCUUCAUGUAGCGAAGGAGAUGCAGAUGAUGGUGUAAGAAGAAAUUCACAGUUGCUAGAAGUCUAUGCGUUACAGAUUCAAAUGUAUACAGCGCAGAAAGACAACAAGAAACUUGUGUCAAUAUAUGAAAAAGCUUUACGUACCAAGUCUGGCGUAGCACAUCCUAAAAUUAUUGGGGUGAUUCACGAAUGUGGCGGUAAAAUGUACAUGAUGCAGCGGGAAUGGGAUAAAGCUCGAAGUGACUUUUUCUCUGGUUUUAAAAGCUACGAUGAAGCUGUCAAUGUCUUUGACUCGCAAGAAGCCAAACCUUAUGAAAACGACAAAGAAAUUGUUGCAAUGACGAAAUUGACAGACGCAUUUCUGCAUGAUGAGAUCAAGACUUUUGAGCAAGUGCUGACUCAAAAUCAGGAAGCAAUCAUGGACGAUCCGUUUAUCAAGCACUACAUUGAUAGUCUAUUGAGAACUAUUCGCAGCAAAGUCUUGCUUAAGAUUGUGAAACCCUAUCGAACAAUGGAUACCCAGUACAUUGCGCGGGAGCUUAAUGGAAUCUCUUUAUCAGAAGUUGAAUCGUUGCUUUCUGCUCUCGUACUGGACAAAAAAAUUGAAGCGCGGAUCGACCAAGUAAAUCACACUCUGGUGCUAUUGAAUCGAAAACCAGAGGAAAAGUUUCAACUGUCUGUCCAAAAUUGGUGUGACGCCCUCGACAAGUUUCGUUCCCUUACGGUGGACCGUCUCGGGACUGCUCUGUGA
Plasmopara halstedii is the source of this 1281-nucleotide messenger RNA. Its product is annotated as COP9 signalosome, subunit CSN2. Gene Ontology annotation, biological process: protein deneddylation. The transcript is spliced from 7 exons. The record is from RefSeq and is a predicted model, not a curated record. Gene Ontology annotation, cellular component: COP9 signalosome. The coding region runs from base 1 to 1281 and encodes 426 amino acids. Gene Ontology annotation, molecular function: protein binding. NCBI's taxonomy places the organism in Eukaryota, Oomycota, Peronosporomycetes, Peronosporales, Peronosporaceae.